Messenger RNA from Charadrius vociferus (killdeer), 1515 nucleotides. It is a transcript of the gene CERCAM, whose product is annotated as cerebral endothelial cell adhesion molecule. The transcript has 11 exons. The record is from RefSeq and is a predicted model, not a curated record. NCBI's taxonomy places the organism in Eukaryota, Metazoa, Chordata, Aves, Charadriiformes, Charadriidae. Bases 1 to 1515 code for a protein of 504 amino acids.
AUGCUGCAGGAGUGGCUGGGGGCGGUGGGGAAGGACUAUCACUCGGUGGCCUGGAAGGUGCAGGAGGAGCCCAGCUCCUACCCUGACGAGCUCGGGCCAAAGCACUGGAGUGACAAACGCUAUGAAAACCUGAUGAAGUUGAAGCAGGAGGCUCUCACCUACGCCCGGGAACAGCAGGCUGACUACAUCCUGUUCAUGGACACCGACAGCAUCCUGACCAAUAACCAGACCCUCAAGUUUCUCAUGGCACAGAACAAGUCGGUGGUGGCGCCCAUGCUGGACUCGCAGACCUUCUACUCCAACUUCUGGUGUGGCAUCACGCCCCAGGGGUACUACCGCCGGACGGCUGACUACUUCCCCACCAAGAACCGGCAGCGGGUGGGCUGCUUUGCUGUCCCCAUGGUCUAUGCCACCUUCCUGAUCGACCUGCGGAAGGAGGAGACGUCAAGGUUGGCUUUCUACCCGCCCCAUCCCAACUACACCUGGGCCUUUGACGAUAUCAUCGUCUUCGCCUACUCCUGCCAGGCAGCUGGUGUGGAGGUCCAUGUGUGCAACCAGCAGCGCUUUGGCUACAUCAAUGUCCCUGUGAAGGCCCACCAGACGCUGGAGGAUGAACGCGCCAACUUUGUGCAUCUCACACUGGAGGCCAUGGUGGAUGGCCCCCCCAUGCAGCGCUCCAGGCACAUUUCCCUCCUCCCCAAGCCGCUCACGAAAAUGGGCUUUGAUGAAAUCUUCCUCAUCAACCUGGUGCGGAGGCCGGACCGGCGCCAGCGAAUGCUGGCAUCCCUGCAGGAGCUGGAGAUUGCCCCGCGGGUGGUGGAUGCUGUGGAUGGGAGCACCCUCAACAGCAGUGACAUCAAGGUGCUGGGAGUGGACCUGCUCCCCGGCUACUACGACCCCUUCUCUGGCCGCACACUCACCAAGGGCGAGGUUGGCUGCUUCCUCAGCCACUACAACAUCUGGAAGGAGAUUGUGUCCCGGGGGCUGGAGCGGUCAGUGGUCUUCGAGGAUGAUGUGCGCUUUGAAGCCGCCUUCCCAGCGCGGCUGCGGCGGCUGAUGGAGGAGCUGGAGGGGGCACAGCAGGACUGGGACCUCAUCUACCUGGGGAGGAAGCAGGUGAACGCGGAGGAUGAGGCACCCGUGGAGGGGGUGCGAAACCUGGUGGUGGCCGGGUACUCAUACUGGACGCUGGCCUAUGCCAUCUCCCGCCGCGGGGCGCAGAAACUGCUACUCUUGAUGACAGCCAAUUUCUCCUCUUGGGUCCACUCUGCUUUCCCUAGCGAGGAUUACAAGCGGCACUUCGUUCCCCGGGACCUGCUGGUGUUUUCAGCUCACCCUCUCCUGGUUUAUCCCACCCACUACGCCGGGGACAGCAACUGGCUGAGUGACACAGAGACCUCCACCAUCUGGGAUGACGAUGCCAAGAAGACUGACUGGGCUGGCUCACAGAAGACCCUGAGGGACACACGGGGCAGUGCUGGCCACCUCCGCUCCACUGCCCACGAUGAGCUGUGA